UACCAUCACGCAUACAACAUUGCUAUCGAUAUCAUCGGGUAUUGUGCAAGGGUGUUGACGAGAAGACGACGAUGUACAGUACCAAUCAAGAUUCUUUUUGGCAGUUGUUCUGUUGGGCAAUACUCCUCCAAGCCGCCGGAGGAGCAAAGCCAAGACAUUCCGUCCAUUUAGACCCUCACUGGAACAAUUUUAAGGCAGAACAUAAUAAAACUUACAUAAGAACUAAUGAACAUCACCAUCGCUCAGCGUGGGAGGAGAACUUCCACCAUAUUAAUAGACACAACGAAGAGGCCAAAGACGGAAAACAUAAUUACACACUAGAUUUGAAUCAUUUAGCUGACAUGCCUAUACAUCUGUACAAUAGACACUUUACAAGUCUUUCGUCCAGCAAAUUAACAAAAGGUGUUGAUACCCAUACCCAUCCGCCACAACAUCAUACGAGAUCAAUUCCCGAAGAGGUUGACUGGCGGGAAAGGGGGUUUAACACGCCCGGAUGGAAUCAGCUGGACUGCGGUGCGUGUUACGCUUUCAGUAUAGCUUCUAUGCUCGAAGGACAGCUAUUUAAAGCCACGGGAAAGUUGCACACGUUGAGUUCGCAACAAAUCAUCGACUGUUCAAUCGCCUACGGAAAUCUCGGUUGCUCUGGCGGUUCAUUAAAAAACACAUUGCAGUAUCUCCAGAGAGUUGGAGGAAUUAUGCAAGGAAUCGAGUAUUCGUACAAAGCAAAGAAAACAUUAUGCCAUUUUAAAAAGUUUAGAGCGGUAAUUCAAAUUUCAAACAUUUCAAUACUGCCACAGUCCGAUGAAUACGCGCUAAAAGUAGCUGUGGCGCUUAUAGGACCAAUCAGCGUAUCAGUGAAUGCAAGUCCAAAAACAUUUCAACUGUAUUCGUCUGGAGUAUACGAUGAUCCAGCUUGUUCGUCUAACACUGUUAACCACGCAAUGUUGCUGGUCGGAUACACUAAGAACGCUUGGAUUUUGAAAAACUGGUGGAGCUCGAAAUGGGGUGACAACGGUUACAUGUACUUAGCCCGUGGUAAGAACCAGUGUGCCGUGUCCACCUACGCUGCUUAUGCUACCAUACUACUGCCGCAUCACCGAUCACUACCAUCGACCCAUCCUUAAGGUUGAUUUGAUAUCCUGAAUUUGGUAUUGUCUCAAGUCAUAACUGAAGCUAAAUUUAAGUAUAUUAACUAACAUUG
This is a messenger RNA of Myzus persicae (green peach aphid), 1201 nucleotides long. Its product is annotated as cathepsin L1. Gene Ontology annotation, cellular component: lysosome. The transcript has 8 exons. NCBI's taxonomy places the organism in Eukaryota, Metazoa, Arthropoda, Insecta, Hemiptera, Aphididae. Gene Ontology annotation, molecular function: cysteine-type endopeptidase activity. The record is from RefSeq and is a predicted model, not a curated record. Bases 72 to 1124 code for a protein of 350 amino acids.